Messenger RNA from Lates calcarifer (barramundi perch), 580 nucleotides. RefSeq names its product fatty acid binding protein 4b (gene fabp4b). The coding region runs from base 82 to 483 and encodes 133 amino acids. The record is from RefSeq and is a predicted model, not a curated record. Gene Ontology annotation, cellular component: cytosol; nucleus. Lineage: Eukaryota; Metazoa; Chordata; Actinopteri; Centropomidae. The transcript has 4 exons. Gene Ontology annotation, molecular function: fatty acid binding. Gene Ontology annotation, biological process: fatty acid transport.
CUGGGCACGUCAGUCUCUCUGUGCUUCAUCGCUGGGACAUCUUGAAAUUGUGUAUCAAACUUGAACUUCAUCUUCACCAUCAUGGUUGAGCAGUUUUCAGGAACCUGGACUCUGACUGCCAGCGAGAACUUUGAUGACUACAUGAAAGCAAUCGGUGUGGGCUUCGCCACCCGGCAGAUGGGCAACAUGGCAAAGCCAAACCUGGUGAUCAGCGUGAAUGAUGCUGGGGUUAUUUCAAUGAAGUCUGAGAGUACUUUCAAGACCACAGAGAUCAAGUUUAAGAUAAACGAAGAAUUCGACGAGACGACUGCAGACGGCCGACAGACCAAGACCACCAUCACUUUUGAGAAUGGCAAACUUGUGCAGAAACAGACGUGGGAUGGAAAGACAACAACACUGGAAAGAGAGAUUCAAGAUGGAAAACUAACAGCUAAAUGUAUCAUGGAUGACGUUGUUGCAGUGAGGACCUACGAGAAGGUGUAACUAAUUUUGCUGAAUAACCACAUUGUUGAACCUGGUCCUUACCAGAACACCAAAUGUACUGAGAUAUUGCCAAUGAAGUCUCAACUGUGAUACUUCA